Messenger RNA from Hymenoscyphus albidus, 1006 nucleotides. Lineage: Eukaryota; Fungi; Ascomycota; Leotiomycetes; Helotiales; Helotiaceae. The record is from the annotation of a GenBank genome assembly.
AUGGCACCACCAUAUCUCAGCAAGUGUAAGAACUGUGGGCGCGAUGCAACAAUGAAAUGCGCUGGGUGUACAGAAGCUCCAGCCUACUCGCCUGGAGACUCCAUCGACAGCAUAUACUGUAGUCGCGAAUGCCAAAAGAGUGACUGGUUGCCGCACAAAGCUCAUUGCCACGCAUUAGGAAAACGAAAAAAGCUUUUUCGAACUGCCCAACUACUCAAGACCGCCUUCUUGACCUACCGAGAGGUCGGGUACGAUCUUCACCUCACAAAAAUUGAGUUAAAAAAUGGGGUACUUUGUCUUCACCAGAAAUUGAGAGCCUCUACAGCAAGGGCAGAGCGAGCUCUCUUUCCAACCCAUCUCACCACCAACCCUGAACACAAGGAAGCUGCUCUUGCGAAGAAUUCAUGUACAACGGCCACGGCACUCUUGAGUUCUCUUACGAGGAACUUGCUUGAAGGUAAGAAGGCUCCCAAGAACCAGGAUCGACGAAGCUAAAGCUUGAUUUUCUGUCAUAGGGGUGACCUCAACUAUCGAAGUGUUAGACUUGCAAAUCGGAAAACCUUUGAUUCCAACAAGGCUCGUUCCGGGAGAUGGCCCAGACUGCACCAUCUGCCCACACACAAUCUUGAAAGUCCGGCCGCGGGGCUCCAGCGAAACGUGGAUUAUCGAUACAGCAGGCUGUCAAUAUGGGUUUAGGGAUGUUCUGAUUCCCUAUGAAAAAUAUUUGACGGAGAGAUCUUGUAAGAUAUCGGGCAAAGAUCCCGAACCUUAUGAUUGGACCGUGACGAAAGACUUGGAUUUCUUUGAUACUAUCCCUUUCAUGAAUACUACGCAUGCGCAGAAAGUGGAUAGGGGGCUGGAGCGAGAAGCUCGCUUGCACUUUGCUAUCUUCGUUAACACGCACGUUACGAAGGAUAUACUCAAUGGAUCGGCGGCAGAGUUUGCGAGGAAACUUGAGGGCUUUGUACAGGGUUUGGAGGUUCAUAUGAAAAGCUUUUCUAGCUGA